AACAGAAUCAACCAAUUCAAGUAUUAAUGAUGAUUUUGAGUUAUCCACGCCAGCUAUAAUUUCAAAAUAUGGAUAUCCAUCCGAAAGUUACACAUACAAGACAAUUGAUGGCUUUAUUUUAACAAUGUUUCGAAUACCAAACAAGAAAGGUCAACCAAUUAUAUUACAACAUGGGUUGGUAGCUGAUUCGAGCUGUUUUCUACUGAAGAAGGAAGACUCACUACCAUUUUUACUGUCCAGGGCGGGAUAUGAUGUAUGGCUACCAAAUUUCAGAGGCACUAUGUAUUCUAAUAGCCAUAUAAAAUACAAGCGUGAAAAUGAAGAAUAUUGGAAUUGGAGUUGGGAUGAAUUGGCUGCAUAUGAUUUAUCACGAACAUUAGAAAUUGUUGGUAAAAUGACCAAUCAAACUGGUAAUAUUUUAUACAUUGGCUAUUCAAUGGGUACAACUACAUUUUUUGCAUUAAUGGCUUCAAAACCAGAAUACAAUCGAUACGUAAAGGCCAUGUUUGCUUUGGCACCAGUCGUAUAUGUUAAUCAUAUGAAAGGACCCACAAAAUUGAUUGCAUUUUUCACUAGGUUCCUUUUUAAUCUUCGAAAAGCAAUGGGAGGAAGUGCAGCAGUUUUUGCUAAUAUUCAUAAUUAUCGGAAACUUAUUGUGAAUGUUUGUAGCAGUUAUUUGUCUUCAGUAUGCCGUAUAAUUUUAUUUCUAGGAUCUGGUUUCGAUGUACCACAAUUGACAAUGAAAACAUUAUAUAAUGUAUAUGGCCAUUUACCUUCGAGUACGUCAAUAAAAGUUACUGUCCAUUACGGACAGCAAAUUAAUUCUGGUGAUUUUGGAUAUUUUGAUUAUGGUGAAGAGGAAAAUAAAAUUCGGUAUGGCUCAAAGAGACCACCUUUAUAUAACAUUAGUAAAAUUACCGUGCCAAUAGCUAUUUAUUGUGGCAAAAGCGAUUGGCGAUCACAGCUUCAGAUUACAUUCAAAACAAUCCAAUCAAGUUCAAUUUUAAUUAAUAAAUACUUAAGUAAACCAUUGUGCUCAUAUUCUAAUAUGAAACAAACAUUUAAAUUCAAUUCAAGUUUUGUGUUAUUAUUACAAACAUUGUAUGUUUUAUUAUUAACUAUUUCUAUGAUUGAUUCGAAAAGUCCAACAAUUACUGAUGUGGAUGUAAAAUUGAAAACUCCAGCAUUAAUUGCAAAAUAUGGUUAUCCAAGUGAAGCUCACACAAUUAUCACGGAUGAUGGUUUUAUUUUAACAAUACACCGAAUACCCCACAGCAAAGGAGAAACGGAUCCCACACACCGAGGUCAACCAAUACUAUUACAGCAUGGGUUAAUUUCAGAUUCUAGCUGUUUUUUUCUGAAUCAAGAAAAUUCAUUACCAUUUUUACUAUCAGAUGCUGGCUAUGAUGUAUGGUUAUCAAAUAUUAGAGCAACUACUUAUUCUAGUGGCCAUACGAAAUAUGAUCGAAGUGAUGUUAAGUAUUGGGAUUGGAGUUGGGAUGAAAUUGCUGCAUUUGACUUAGCACGAAUGUUAAAAUUUAUUGGUCAAAAAACAAAUCAAAUUGGUAAUAUUUUAUAUAUUGGUCAUUCAAUGGGUACAACCACAUUUUUUGCGUUAAUGGCGUCCAAACCGCAAUAUAAUAAAUAUGUAAAGAGUAUGUUUGCUUUGGCACCAGUUGCAUAUGUAAACAAUAUAAAAGGACCUUUAAGUAUAAUUUCGACAUUCUCAAAUAAUGUCUACUGGGUUUACAAAGCAUUGGGAACUGGUCAAUUUAUACCAAAUGCAAGUAUUUUUCGUGUAUUUGUUAAUUAUGGAUGCAGUUUUCGAAGAUCCUCACCAAUAUGUCAAAACUUAAUAUUUUUACUAACUGGUUUCGAUAAACCACAAUUUGAUCAGAAUAAAUUGCCUCUAGUUUUAGGCCAUUUACCGUCACCUACAUCCGUAAGAACGGUAGUCCAUUUUGGACAGGGUGUAAGAUCUGGCAAGUUUAGAUACUAUGAUUUUGGUGGAAAAGAAAAUGAAGCUCGUUAUGGUACCAAAACACCUCCUCAAUAUAACAUCAGUCAAAUUACGGUUCCAAUAGCACUUUAUUGUGGACAAAAUGACUGGCUUUCUCAACUUAAGGAUGUGGAACGUUUUUGGGAAGAAGUGCCAACAAAAUUAACAAAAUAUGUGAUACCUUAUGAUAAUUUCAAUCAUGGUGAUUUUAUUUGGGCUAAAGAUGUUAAAACAUUAUUAUAUAAUCAAUUGUUAUCUGAUAUAAAGAAAUUUUCAUAGUAAAUUGAAUAAUAAUUUAUUUAAUAUUAAUAAAGGGUUGUCUCAAAACAACUACCCUAACCCUAACGCAGGAUUUGAAGUUUACACCAUUUGUGUGGAAGUAUGUUGACAACGAAAAAUAAAGACAGAAUGACCCUAGAUGAAAGUCUGGGGUUUUUAAAAAUGAAUUAAAAAUAAUGAGUUUUCACUGCCGAGUAGGGUUUCAACUCCAAAUCUCGUGCUAACCAUGAAAAUUAAUUUCAUUUCAUUAAAUGUAAACUUUUUUAAAUACUGAGAAACUAGUCCAGUAUAGACCGCCUAAAUCAUGGAAUGUAAUAUCGUUGGAUUUUUUACUUUUGAAUUUCUUUAUAUCUGAACCUUAUGUUUAUAAAACUAGCGACCACCCAAAUCAUGGAUGUAACAUCGUUGCAUUUUUUAAUUUGGAAUUUCUUCUGUAUGAAGAAAAUUGAGAGCUGUAUCAAGAGAAGUUAGCACAUUUAUACAAAAUAGUCAAGGAAAAUUUCAACAAAAAAGCUCGUCUGUAUCAGCAAAGCCUUGAGGUUCUUCCAAUAUGCUAUAAAUUUUAGCCUAUACCCUAUUCCAUACAUAACUCUAUAUACUGUAUACAUAUUUAACGAAUCAAUAAAAUAUUUACAACUUUCAAAUAAA
Messenger RNA from Chrysoperla carnea, 2926 nucleotides. Its product is annotated as gastric triacylglycerol lipase-like. Lineage: Eukaryota; Metazoa; Arthropoda; Insecta; Neuroptera; Chrysopidae. Gene Ontology annotation, biological process: lipid metabolic process. The record is from RefSeq and is a predicted model, not a curated record. The transcript has 11 exons. Bases 125 to 2278 code for a protein of 717 amino acids.